Molecule: messenger RNA, 996 nt
Organism: Parnassius mnemosyne (clouded apollo)
Lineage: Eukaryota; Metazoa; Arthropoda; Insecta; Lepidoptera; Papilionidae
Source: the annotation of a GenBank genome assembly
AUGCCGUUGUCGUGUCGAUUUUAUCAGGAGAAAUAUCCUGAAGUAGAAGAUGUAGUUAUGGUAACUGUGAGAUCUAUAGCAGAGAUGGGCGCGUAUGUCCAUCUGCUAGAGUACAACAACAUCGAAGGCAUGAUCUUGUUGUCGGAGUUGUCGAGAAGACGUAUUAGAUCAAUCAACAAACUCAUCAGAGUUGGGAAGACUGAACCUGUUGUAGUUAUCAGAGUAGACAAAGAAAAAGGUUACAUAGAUUUGUCAAAACGACGUGUUUCUGCAGAAGAUAUAGAGAAAUGUACAGAGAGAUUUGCUAAGGCUAAAGCAGUAAAUUCAAUACUGCGGCAUGUUGCUGAGCUAUUGCACUAUGAGAGCUCAGAACAACUUGAAGAGUUAUACAAAAAGACUGCUUGGCUUUUUGAAGAAAAGUAUAAGAAAAAGGCUUCUGCUUUUGAUUUUUUCAAACAAGCUGCAGUAGAUCCUUCAGUCCUCAAUGAGUGCGGGCUUGAUGAAAAAACCAAACAAGUGCUUCUAGAGAAUAUAAAACGAAAACUCACUUCACAAGCUGUCAAGAUUAGAGCAGACAUUGAAUGUGCCUGCUAUGGAUAUGAGGGAAUUGAUGCUGUGAAAGCUGCACUUAAAGCGGGCCUCUCAUUAUCUACGCCUGAAAUGCCAAUCAAGAUCAACUUAAUAGCUCCACCUUUAUACGUCAUGACGACGUCAACACCUGAAAAGACAGAUGGUCUCAAAGCUCUACAAGAUGCCAUCGACAAAAUCAAAGAAACAAUAACAGUAUCUGGUGGUGUGUUUAAUGUACAGAUGGCACCCAAAGUGGUCACAGCGACUGAUGAGGCUGAAUUGGCGAGGCAAAUGGAGCGCGCAGAAGCGGAGAACGCAGAGGUGGCUGGCGAUUCCGCAGAUGAGGGUGACGACCAAGGUAUGGGCGACGCCGGCGACGAAGAACCUCAGCAAAAUGGUGCUUCCGAUGAGGAGGAUGAAAAUUAA